Messenger RNA from Planococcus citri (citrus mealybug), 2521 nucleotides. RefSeq names its product protein croquemort-like. Gene Ontology annotation, cellular component: membrane; cytoplasm. The transcript has 9 exons. Lineage: Eukaryota; Metazoa; Arthropoda; Insecta; Hemiptera; Pseudococcidae. The record is from RefSeq and is a predicted model, not a curated record. Gene Ontology annotation, molecular function: scavenger receptor activity. The coding region runs from base 794 to 2245 and encodes 483 amino acids.
ACAUUCGUAGUAAUGAUGAUGCUACUUAUGUACAUAGUCAAGUUAACUUAGGGCACAAACAGUCUCGAGAGUGUAAUAGUCUAAUUUUCCAGUAUUGACAAGGCUCACAGUUUGAAUCACCAAAUUAUACAUACUACAUAGAAUUAUUAUUUCAUCAAAACAGUUACAUACCUAGUAGAGAUACUAAUUCGGUAAUUAACGGAUUCGGAUUCUUCUUUUGUAUGUAGAUAACCUAUUAUUAUUGUGAUGGAAAAAAAAAUUGAACUCUAUAUGAGUAAGGUUUCCCACGUUCGUCUGCAUGCGUAAAUGAAUCAAUCUAUAAAGAUUUAAAUACCUAUCUAUUUAGUAUAGUUUUUGUGUUGCCUGGUUCGUGUAUCGAUUUUUAUUUUAUAAAAUCAUGUUGCUAUUAUCAUUUGUUCUUCAUUGAUGUGUGGUUAGUGGUUUAAUUCAUCUAUAUAAGUGGGAUUUGAAUUUUUUUUUACACAAGACGUCGAAUUAAUGCCCGAUGGUCUUUGGUUCGUCGCGACUGGAUGAUUGAUUUAAUUUCAAUUCCAUAAUUAUUGUGAUAUUACUCACCUGAGACAGAUAAAAUGCUCAACAGAUCACAAGUACCUACUUACUGAACGACAAGAGGACAAAAUCUGCCAAGACAUAUUUUUCACAAAAUACAUUCUGUAUUUUUGUUGAAGUCGUUUCAGCUCAUCUUGAAUAUUGAAGCUCGAGACUUCUAAAUGCAAAAAUCUCGCGAUUGAUUAAAUUCUGAAAUAUUUCCGAUACGAGGCCAUGCUUGAAAAUGAUCAAUAUCAUUACUUAUCUAUUUUACGGAUGCGGAAGUUUUUUUCUCGUACUUGGACUAGCGAUAAGCGGAUUUUGGGAACCGUUAUUUCACAAUAUAUUAGCUAACCAAUUAGUUCUAACGAAGGAUUCGCAAACCGGAGAAGUUUGGAGUCAAAACUCAGUUCCUAUUUAUUUUAAGGUUUAUAUGUUCAAUUGGACGAAUCCUACUCAAACGUUGGCCAGAAAACAAAAAGCCAAUUUCGCGGAAGUUGGACCGUAUACAUUUAGGUUUUCCCAAAUUAAAUCUAAUGUUAUUUGGAAUCAAAAUGGAACUGUUUCGUUUCGAGUUGAUCGAUUAUGGAGUUUUGUUCCUGAAAAGUCGAAUGGCAACCUGACUGAUCAUAUUACCAAUAUUAAUGCAGUUGCUAUUUCUCUCGGUGAAAGAGUCAAAGACACGCUUUGGAUCAAGAAAUUCCUCUGGAGUGCAUUUCUCGACAUACUCGAGAAGCAAUUAUACGUGACUAAAACAGUCGAAGAAUUGCUUUUCAAAGGAUACCGCGACGAAGUCCUAGAUAUCGGAAGAUUCGCCAAAAAAUAUUUAGCGAUGGAUUUCGGAUAUUUACCCGAAAAGUUCGGAUGGUAUUUUAGGAAAAAUGCAACCGAGAAAAAUACUUUCAAUAUGUUCACCGGUGCAGAAGAUAUAAAUAAGCUGGGUUUAGUGCAUUCUUGGAAUUUUAAAACUGAUAGCGGCGUUUAUUCCGAUCACUGCGAUCAAGUGAGAGGAUCGUUGGGCGAACUUUGGCCAAAGAAUAGCGCUGAAAAAGAUAGCGUUUCUUUGUUCAUAUCUGAUUUUUGCGGAUCAUUCGAAUUAGAAAAAUCCGGAACUCAAAUCGUACACGGUGUCGAAGGAGUACAAUUCACCGGAACUGCGAAAACUUUCAAUAAUACGAAUAAAAGGGCGAAGAAUCGGUGCUAUUGUAAAAACUCCAAAUGUACUCUCCCUUCAGGAGUCAGAGACGUAUCAAAUUGUGUCCACGGACCCGUUUAUGUUUCCUUUCCACAUUUUUAUUUAGCCAACGAUAUUUACCGAAGGGCUAUCAAAGGCAUGAAGCCGGAUCCUGAAAAACACAAGUUUUCCAUAACCAUGCAAAAGGAGAGUGGGAUAUUGACGGAGAUUUUCGCGCGGUUUCAAAUCAAUAUAAAAGUGGAACCGUAUCCAGGAAUUGGCUUCUUCUCAAAUUUGCCAAGAAUGAUGGUUCCUACAGUAUGGUUCGAAGAAUACAUCGAAUUACCAGAAAAUCUACAAAAUCGUAUGAAAUUAGCUUUCAAUCUCGCACCAAAUUUGCUAUCAACGUUCGGAUUUAUAUUUAUAAUUCUCGGUUCCGUUCUGUUGAACUGCGGAUAUAUUUAUACGCAAAUGUAUGUAAUUUCCGUCGAUCCUGCACCCAUAUCGAACAUGAUACUUUAAUUGUUACAGUUUACGAUAAGAUUAAGUACCUAUAAGAAUAAAACAUCAUUUUCAUUAUUAUAAGUAUAAUACCCGAAUGCUUUUGUGUGAUGUACGAGUAUAAGUAAUUAAGUAUAUGAAUUUGUAUAGUUUCGAAAUAUAUGUAAUAUCAUUAUUCAUUUUAGUAUUUAUAAAAGUGUAAAGUGUAAAUAUUUGCAAUAAUUUUAUAUUUUCAUUAGAUAGGUACCUAGUACUCGUAAUCUAUCCAUGAUAAUAAACGAGCGAUAAAUCUCGAGA